Messenger RNA from Eurytemora carolleeae, 3006 nucleotides. RefSeq lists its product as uncharacterized. Gene Ontology annotation, biological process: nervous system process; monoatomic ion transmembrane transport; regulation of membrane potential. The record is from RefSeq and is a predicted model, not a curated record. The transcript has 14 exons. Gene Ontology annotation, molecular function: neurotransmitter receptor activity; extracellular ligand-gated monoatomic ion channel activity; protein binding. Bases 77 to 2638 code for a protein of 853 amino acids. NCBI's taxonomy places the organism in Eukaryota, Metazoa, Arthropoda, Copepoda, Calanoida, Temoridae. Gene Ontology annotation, cellular component: neuron projection; membrane; synapse.
UCGGUUGUUACACGCUAAUAUAAAAUACCAAAAGUUUUAUUUCAAAAUUGUAUCUGAACUUGCUGAUGUAAAAGGAAUGGGAAUGUUAAAAACUAAAAUGAUAUUACUAAAGCUAAUGUUUACUUAUCUUCUUAUUCUUUCUCUACCUUUUCCUAAACUGGUUUCCUGUUUAAAUACAUUUAUAGUUCCUAUACAGGAGGACAUAAUUGGUGAGACGGAUUGGAUUGAGAUGAAACCUGUAUCUGGAGAUUGGGAUUCGGUUAAUCUUGAUCAAUUCUCACUCUGCUACUGGAUGUACAACAAGUUCUAUAACGAGGAACAAAGCACUGUUUGGACAUUUUUAUCCGGACCGGAUGAAGAUGUUCAUAUGUACAGCCUGCAGAUGUACAUAAUGCCAAACAAAACAACAGGACAGGAUGGAAAACAAAUAUCCAUUAUAUCAGAACUCUAUGCAGAUCCAGAAAUCGGAAAAGAAGUGACUUCGUUUGCAAGCUUUGAUUCUCAUCGAACCUGGAAGCAUAUUUGCUGGAUCUACCAGGAUAAAGUUAACAAAGUGUUCCUCAACGGUGAAUUGAAGAAUCAUUAUGAAUCCUUGAAUUCCUUCAAUUUUGUCCGAUUGCAGAAUAAAAGUUUGCCCUAUGCCAUGAUGAUCGGCCAGGAACCAGACAGAUUUAUUUAUAAAUUUGACAGCAAACAAUCCCUCCGAGGAAGGGUAUCAGGGUUUAAUAUGUGGAACUACUCUCUUUCCCAAAAUGAAAUUGAAGAUAUUGCAAGAUGUAAGAUGCUACUAGAAGGAAAUGUUCUUGCAUGGAAUCCGGAUUUUAUUGAAUUUCAUGGAACUGUUUUGAAAAAUAUCACACUAGACAGUCUCUGCAAUUCUAAAAGUACACACCUUCUGAUGACGGAACAAAGUACUUUUGAUGAAGCAAAUCAGUUCUGUAAAGUCCACGGGGGUAUUCUAGCACUUCCGAAUUCCGAGGAAGAGAAUGAGAAACUACAUGGUAUGCUAAUGGAGAACAUAGAUUCAUGUUACCGAAUAUGGAUUGAUUAUUUCGGACACAACACCUCCUUCAGUUUCUUUAAAAAGAAAUCAACUAUAGACACUUGUGCAGUUAUGGGAGAUGACAGUAAAUGGCAAGGAAAACAGGAUAUCUAUUGCCAAUACACCCGACAUUGCUUUAUCUGUGAAUUUGAGAAAGUUCCAAUGAUGACUCUAAAGGGAUUGUGUGAUGUAACAACAUAUUCUUUUAACUACUUCUUUGUAUCAACCUAUCAAUACAUAGGUUAUGUAGGUGGUUCAAUAACUAAACAGAAUGGUACAUGGAUUAUAAAAAAUGUUCCUAAUACAGAGAUGGCUUUUUCCAAUACAAGCGGUGAUCACUUUAUUGGCAGAUCUAACUGGGUUGUUCAAGAUACAUUUUGUGGUUUAGACAAUUCACUCCGACAACUAACUGUAUCUAUUUGUAAAUUGUCUUCCGAGUUCACUUGUAAUUCCGGGCAGUGCAUUCCGUUGACAAAACGUUGUGAUAACCUACAAGAUUGUGAGGAUAACUCGGACGAGGACGAUUGUACAAUAAUUACUCCUAUUGAGGGAUAUAAUCUCCUUGAACCACCCCAGCUCGUUAACAGUCUAAGCAAUCUAUUCACAACUGUUGAAAUUGUACAGUUUGAUGAAAUUGACAACAUGCAGUCAAAGUUGACAUUGACGUUGGAUAUAACAAUUUCUUGGACGGAACCGAGAAUCAUUGCUAAAUAUUUGCCGGAAUAUAACAACACUAGUACAAUCUAUACAGAAAUUUCAGAUCAAUCUAAAUCCCUGAUAUGGCUGCCCCUAGAAAUCAUGUUUGAAAACGGUAUUGUCGGAACUACUGUUACUGAUGACUUUUUUACUCUGAAAGCAACGACAACAGCUGCCAAGGAAAUCCUUACUAUUUCUGAUUCUAUGGAAGAAAUCAAGUUCCCAGGGGAAAACGUGAUCCUAACUACAUCUAAAAGAUACCAGGUUCAGUUCCACUGCAAUAUGAAUAUAUUCAAUUUUCCGUUUGAUAAACAAAGAUGUAAUGUGUCUAUAAUGCACAGUGUAGGAAGAAAAGGAACACUAAGACUAGCACCAGGUUCUGAUGCUGCAGUCAUUUACUUGGGACCAAAGGAGCUGACAGAGUUCAGGGUUGGACAACUCAGCUGGAAUGUGGAAGUGGAAGGAAAGAAGUCAUUAUUUAUAUUCACGAUUGAACUGGACCGACUUUACUCUCAGCUUAUCUUAUCCAUCUUCUUCCAGACCUUUAUCCUCUGGUUUCUAGCUUAUCUUACACUAUUCAUCAAGGUUGAGUUGUUUAAUGAACGAGUGAUGGGUGCAAUGACAGCUCUUCUUGUCCUGGUUUCACUACUUGCAACAAUUAAGACCAGUGUUCCAACUACUUCUGGUCUUAUUAUGAUAGAUAUAUGGUUUCUAUUCUUCAUCACAAGUGUGUUUUUUCUCAUCAUUUUUGAAGUUGUGCUGGAGAAUCAAAAGGAAAAGGGACUGAAGAAAGCGCGGCAUCUGAACCAGAAAGGAAAAGUGAUAUUCCUGUUCACAACUCUUGCAUUUUUGAUGGUUUACUUUCUCAUAACCUACCAACUUAAUCAGAUGAAUCCGUAAGAGACAACGCGCAAAUGAGACCAUAGGUCAAAACUUUUAAUUAAGAAAGCUAGAGCUAAUCUACAGCGUAUAUGAACUCCAAUCAAACGGAAACUAUUAAUUUAAAGCGACAAUUCCGUAAAAAAAGAAAUAUGGCAGCUCUGGAAGCUUCUGAAGGCUCAAUCAUCAAAGAUGACUCAAAAAAUGUACUUGACCUAUUCGCUUGUAAACAUAUGCUGAAAUUCGUUGUUUUUAUCAUCUGCUUUCCGACCCAAAUUCGUUGUUUUUAUCAUCUGCUUUCUGACCCAAAUUCGUUGUUUUUAUCAUCGGUUUUCUGACCCAAAUUCGUUGUUUUUAUCAUCUGCUUUCCGACCCAAAUUCGUUGUUUU